Molecule: messenger RNA, 2566 nt
Organism: Carcharodon carcharias (great white shark)
Lineage: Eukaryota; Metazoa; Chordata; Chondrichthyes; Lamniformes; Lamnidae
Product: placenta-specific protein 9-like
Exons: 4
Coding region: 121-387 (88 amino acids)
Source: RefSeq, a predicted model, not a curated record
UAUCCAGCACAAGUCUUCGCCCCCCCCCCACCCAACCCCCUCUUUCUCCCUGCCAGGUUGAGAUUCUGAAGACAGGACAGAGGGGGACUGAAAAACCCAGUGAUCGAGGCUGAGUUCAACAUGCGGGGCGUGUGGGCUGUAUCUGGAAUCUUGUUGCUUCUUGGACUGGCCGCGACUGAAGCAGACCCACAGAGGGAUGACACAGACUGGUGCGAGCGUGACAAGGCACUCCACAAACGGUUGGAUAUUGUAGAAAAGAAUAUAGAACAAACGGUCAAUCACUUGGAAGCUGAAAUAUCUGCCCUGCUCAGAUUCAUCGAGGCUUCAAACCCCCCACUUCAACUGGGAGCACCAACCAUGGACAUUUUUGAGAAUGGUUUGCACUGAACAUCACGAUGCCACUCUCCAUUCUGAAAGGCAGUCGUAGAACAAUACUUGCAUCAAGAAACAUAUCAGUAAAAUGACAUUUAAAAAAUGUGUCUGUUAUUGAUUGCAACAGCUAUUUCCAAUAUAAACUGUGUCGUGUUCCUUGCAUGGGGCUAUAUUGAGCAACUGCUGGAUGUUCAUUGGACUUGGAGCAUCCGUUACCAGGGUGACGUGGGAGCCUCUAAAAUUUGCAGUCCUCACUGGGCCUAGGUUAAGUUUGGCAGUUUUCUUUACCUUAGUUUGAUUUACUCUCACUUUUUGAAAUUUCUUUGAAAAAUAAUUACAAGAUGAGUUGCAGCAGUAAUCCACUAAUUUGAUACUGGAUAGUUUUGCUGGUACCACAUCUCCAGUGAACACCAGACAUAUAACCCAGCCUGUCCUAUGUGAACAAUUUCAAAGGACUGAAGGUUUGUUGCUGAGGAAAAAAAUUGUGAUUUUGUGUAGGAAUACAAAGUAUGUACAGAACAGAAACAAGCCAUUAUGUCCAACUGAUUAAUACCAGUGUUUAUGCACCACACAAGCUUCCUUCCACCCUUUUUCAUCUAACCCCAUCAAAUAUCCUACUAUUCCUUUCUUCCUCAUGUUCAUUCCUAGCUUCCCUUUAAAUGCAUCUAUGCUAUUUGUUCAAAUGCUCCUCAACUCAUAUUAUUAGUGGUUCUCUUUCCUCAGUUACUGUCCCUCUCCCCUUCAAAUCUACAUCAUGACACCUCUCCUAAAAAAAAACAACCCUUUAUCUCUCUGUCCUUACAAACUACCACCUUCUUUCCAAUCUCCGGAGUAACUGAAUGUGGUGUUGACUUCCAAAUCUGUGCCUGUGCUUCCUGAAAUUCCAUGUUUAAAUAUCUCUAACCAGGUUUACAUCCCUGUCACAGUAGGGCAGUGUCUCUUAUCAAAGUCAUAAAUAACAUCCUAUGUUACUGUGCCCAUCGUAAACUAUCCCUCAUCAUCCUUUUUGACCUCUCUGCAGCCUUUGACAUGGUUGACCAUGCCAGCUGCCCCCAAUGUCUCUCUACUGUUGUCCAGCUGGGUGGAACUGCACCCGCCCAGUUCUAUGCCUAUUUAUUCACUCAUAACCAGCCAAACACCAGCAAUGACCUUUUCCACUCCUGCACCAUUACCUUUGGUGUCCCCCAAACAACUAACCUUGGCACUCUCUUAUUUCUUGUCUACAUGCUGCCCCUCAGCCAUCCUAAAACACUGUGUUGCUUUUCACAUGUAUGCUGAUGACACCCAGCUCUCCCUCACACUCGUCCCCUCCACUGUCUCUAAAUUAUCAGACUGACAUCAAGUACUGGAUGAGCAGAGACUUCCUCCUAUUAAAUAAUUGGUAAGAUUGAAAUGAUCUUCUUUGAGCUUCACCACAAACUCCAUUCUCUAGCCAUCUACUCCAUCCCUCACCUGAACAGCUACCUGAGGCUAAACCAGACUGUAUGCCACCUUGUGUCAUAUUUGACCCUGUGAUGAACUUCUGACCUCAUAUUCGUCCUAUCGCUAAGAUGCUAUUUCCACCCCUGUAACAUCACCCAACUCCAACCAUGGUCUCAGGUGAUCUGCUGCUGAAACCCUCAGCCAAGCCUUUGUUAUCUCUGUACUUGACUCUCCCAAUGCAGUCCUGACCUGGUCUCCAAUAUUCCGGCCUGCAUAAACCUAAGUUCAUCCAAAACUUUGCAGGCUAUAUCCUAACACUCAAACGUAAGACAAAAAUGCCACUCAGCCCUCUGCUCGCUGACCUACAAUGGCUCCCGGUCAAGCAACGCUUUGAUUUUAAAAUUCUCAACCUUGUUUUCAAAUCCCUCCAUGGCCUCACCCCUUCCUAUCUCUUUAACCUCCUCCAGCCUCACAACCCUCUGAGAUAUCUGUGCUCCUCCAAUUCUGGCCUCUUGAGUAUCCCCAAUUUUAAUCACUGUAGCAUUGGCAUCGUCCCUUCAGUUGCCAAGGCCCUAAGUUCUGGAAUUACCUCAGUAAACCUCUCCACCUCUGUUUCCUCCUUUGGGACUCUCCUUGAAACCUGCUCUUUUAACCAAACUUUUGGUCACCUGCCCUAAUAUCUCCAUAUGCAGUUCAAUGUUAAAUUUUCUUUGCCACUGCUCUUGUGAAGCACGCUGGAACUUUUUAACUACAUUAAAGAUGUUAUAUAAAU